CCAAAGGCAUGCAAUUAUUUGCAGUUUACAGUUCAAAGCCACCGUUCUUAUUUGUAACGGAAUAAACAUCAUGAGCAGCCCGAUGCAAUUUUUUUCAAAAGUUAUCAAACUUUACAAUAAAAGUCAUAUUUUAGGGAAUUUACCAUGCUGCUCAAGGUUCCAAUUGUAUAGAAGUCUCAGCGUCGAUACACCGAAGGUCACCCCAGAGUUCCCAAAAGUGGUGUUCUCAGGUAUACAACCAACGGGCAUUCCCCAUAUAGGUAACUACAUAGGAGCCAUCAAACAAUGGGUAACAAUAGAGUACCCUACGGUAUAUUACAGUAUAGUGGACCUACAUUCUAUCACAGUGUCUCACAAGCCAGACAUAUUGAGGGAAAACAUCCGAGAUAUGGUGGCUUGUUUACUGGCUUGUGGCUUGGACCCUGAUAAAUGUGUGCUCUUUCAACAAUCAUCCAUACCCCAGCACACAGAACUAGCCUGGAUCCUUGGCUGUUUAACUACCCUCCCCCGCUUACAGCAUCUACCACAGUGGAAGGAGAAGUCUCAUGGUAACAUUGAUGCCAAGCUAGGGUUGUUUACUUACCCAGUUCUGCAGAGUGCAGACAUACUACUAUACAAGGGCACCCACGUUCCAGUAGGAGACGAUCAGUUGAAACAUAUAGAGUUAGCUAGAGACCAAGCCAAAGCAUUCAACAAAGCAUAUGGUCACUUCUUCCCACAACCCCAAGCUGUUAUAGGGGAUGUUAAGAAGAUCAAAAGCUUACGAGACCCUCAAAAGAAAAUGAGUAAAUCCGACCCUAAUAUUACAAGCAGAAUUGACCUAACUGACACUGACGCUGAAAUUCGGAAAAAAAUCAAAAAAGCAACCACUGACUCAAUUCAGGAGUUUUCCUACAAUUCAGCAGAACUGCCUGGUGUUGCAAACCUUUGUGAUAUUUAUGCAGCUUUUAGUAAUAAGGACACAGAGGCUGCUAUUAAUGACUUAAAAAAUCUCAACAAGGUUCAAAUUAAGGACACAGUUGCUGCGGCAAUUAUAGACACCCUAGCUCCUAUACGAAGUGAAAUCCUAAGGAUCAAGUCUGAUAGGACUUAUAUUGAAGAUGUUUUAACUAAAGGUGCAGAAAAGGCUGGAACUGUCGCUGAACAGAAUAUUAAGGAAAUAAAAAAGAUGGUUGGAUUUUCAUAAAUAAUACUCAUUUAAUUAGUUUAAAUUGUCACUAAAUUGAUUUGAUGUUUUCACCAUUUUCUUGAAAUUGGAAACGAGUUGAUUUGGCAGAAUUUGGUGACAAUAUUUUAAGAUUCUAUAAUAGGAGAACAUUGAAUUUAAGUUGGUAGUUGUUGGAAAUUAAGUGGUUUUGGACUGAAAUAGUGCAGAGUCUCAGUUGAUAUAACCAUCUAUGGUGCUGGUGACCCAAUUUACCUCAUACCUCAUACAUGUAUGAAUCCAUGUGUUUGGAUCUACAAAUCUGUAAACACAAAAUAAUAUCAAAUUAUAAAUGUUUAUUUAUUUCAAAAUCUGAAAAAUUAUGUUUUUAGUGUGUAGUUAUUUGUUACCAAAUGUAUUAAAUGGAUUGUCCUCUGUUCCAUUUAUUAUUAUCAUUUGGCAAGACUCUUUGUUUUAUCUUAUGUGAAUCCACAUGUUUUAAUUUUGGUAUCAAGAGGCAAUAUGGUAAUACUAUAUUAUGUCAGCAUAUUGUAAUAGUCUCCAACUUUUUUUGUGGCUGGUGUUUG
Owenia fusiformis is the source of this 1731-nucleotide messenger RNA. NCBI's taxonomy places the organism in Eukaryota, Metazoa, Annelida, Polychaeta, Sabellida, Oweniidae. The record is from the annotation of a GenBank genome assembly.